Fraxinus pennsylvanica is the source of this 1470-nucleotide messenger RNA. The record is from the annotation of a GenBank genome assembly. NCBI's taxonomy places the organism in Eukaryota, Viridiplantae, Streptophyta, Magnoliopsida, Lamiales, Oleaceae.
AUGGAGAAUCAUCAUCCUUCAACCCUUUUGUCCAUGGAUUUAAGUGCCUCAGCAUGUGACGAACUAGAUCACAAGAUGAAUCGCCUGGUUGUUCGUCCACCAGAUAUCAAUUUACCCCCUUUAGCCGAGCAAACACCCCCUCCACAAUCUUGGAACCCUGAAAAGUGUGAUAUUCUUGAUGCCAGACUAGGUUCUCAAAUUUAUGAGACUGCAAGUUUUCAGAGCGUGCCCAAGUUUGUGAAGAAAUGUGGGAAUAGAACGGAUAGCGUCUGGGGUGCAUGGUUCUUCUUCAACUUCUACUUUAAGCCAGUCAUGAAGGAGAAAUCGAAGGUAAAGAUCAUACUUGACGGUAAUGGGGUUUCUAGUUUUGAUAAAUCUAAUCUUGAGGUCGAAGGUUUUUUGGUUCAACAUGAUAUGGAGAAUAUCUACAUGUGGGUUUUCAAGGAAAAGCCUGAGAAUGCUCUGGGUAAGAUGCAGUUGCGGAGUUAUAUGAACGGGCAUUCUCGUCAAGGGGAUCGACCCUUUCCAUUUAGUGUUGAUAAAGGUUUUGUUCGAUCCCAUAGGAUGCAACGUAAGCAUUACAGGGGUCUGUCUAACCCUCAGUGUAUUCAUGGCAUUGAGGUUGUUCCUUCACCCAAUCUCACGGAUCUUGAUGAAGAUGACCGCAGAAGAUGGGCAGAACUCACGGGAAGGGACCCGAACUUCACCAUCCCACCUGAAGCAAGUGACUACAGUUUGUGGAGAAAUAUGCCAACCACUGAAUUCGAACUCGAGAGGUCACCUCCUCCAAUAAACAGUAAUCUAUACACCUACUCAAAGAAGUUUCUUAACAAAUCUGCACUACAUCUAUCGACUCAGCCUGCCAAUCAUAGGAAUGGGGAUGUGAUUGAUCUAUCACCCGUUGGUAGCAAGAGAAAGAAGGGUUUCGUCUCACUUGGAAACGAAGAUGAUUGUUAUUUGGCAAAAAGUGCACCUUCAGAUCGAAUCUCUGGUAUGGAAAUUCAUUGUGAACCACACUGGCUAAAGGAAUUCAGCGGGGUGCUCAGGAAUGUUUAUGGACCAGUUACAGCUGCCAAAACAAUCUACGAAGAUAAAGAAGGUUUUCUGAUUGUAAUCAGCUUGCCAUUCGUUGAUCUUCAUAGAGUCAAAGUUUCAUGGAGGAACACACUCACUCAUGGAAUCAUCAAGGUGUCUUGUAUCAGUAUGUCCAGCACACCGUUUAUUAAGAGGCGCAACAGGACUUUCAAGCUUACAGAUCCAUCUUCAGAGCACUGCCCUCUUGGAGAAUUUGUUAGAGAAAUCCCACUUUCAACCCGAAUUCCAGAAGAUGCUAAUAUAGAAGCAUACUAUGAUUGGCCACAAACAAUACUUGAGAUUUUGGUGCCAAAACUCCGUGAGGGACCAGAAGAACAUGAAGUCCGUGUUUGCCUUUGUCCCAACCUUGGGAACGACAAUCUUACAUUGACCUAG